Molecule: messenger RNA, 2371 nt
Organism: Callorhinchus milii (elephant shark)
Lineage: Eukaryota; Metazoa; Chordata; Chondrichthyes; Chimaeriformes; Callorhinchidae
Gene: akr1a1b
Product: aldo-keto reductase family 1, member A1b (aldehyde reductase)
Exons: 10
Coding region: 161-1141 (326 amino acids)
Biological process (GO): aldehyde catabolic process
Cellular component (GO): cytosol
Molecular function (GO): aldose reductase (NADPH) activity
Source: RefSeq, a predicted model, not a curated record
UGGGGGGGGUGGGGGGUGAAAAGGAUGUGAAAAAAAAUUCUUCCUGGUUGGAGGUGGUCCCUGGCUGCUCAGUUGGACAACUUGGUUGGUCGAACGCGGGUUUUUCUGCCGUUUAGCCGAGCUUUUCGCCUACAAAACGCACCGUUGCUACACGGUGAGAAUGGCCACUAAGGAUUAUGCUGUGCUCCACACUGGACAGAAGAUGCCUCUGAUUGGUCUUGGGACUUGGAAAAGUGAACCUGGCCAGGUGCAAGAAGCUCUUCAGCAUUCCUUGGAGAUUGGUUAUCGUCACAUAGACUGUGCUGCAGUGUACAACAAUGAAGCUGAAAUUGGACAUACUUUGCAAGAGAAAGUUGGUAUUGAUAAGCCUGUAAGCCGAGAGGAUAUUUUUGUGACCUCCAAGUUGUGGAACACCAAGCAUCAUCCUGAAGAUGUGGAACCUUCGUGUCGUAAAUCCCUGAAGGAUCUGAAGCUUACUUACCUGGAUUUGUACCUAAUUCAUUGGCCACAUGGAUUUGAACGAGGUGAUAUUGCCUUCCCCAAAAAUCCUGACGAUACAAUGCGUUAUGAUUAUGUUGAUUAUAAGGAAACAUGGAAAGCUAUGGAGAAACUAGUAGACAAAGGCCUUGUGAAAGCUAUUGGACUUUCAAACUUUAACAGCCGACAGAUUGAUGACAUUAUCAACAUAGCUACAAUCAAACCUGCAGUAUUGCAGGUUGAAUGUCAUCCAUACUUGGCCCAGAAUGAAUUGAUUGCACACUGCCAGAAACGUGGGUUAGUGGUGACUGCAUACAGUCCUCUUGGUUCCCCUGAUCGGAUGUGGAGAAAAGCAGAUGAGCCUGUGUUGCUUGAGGAGCCCAGCAUUGUAUCUCUGGGAAAGAAAUAUGGGAAAUCACCUGCUCAAGUUGUUCUCAGGUGGCAGGUGCAGCGUGGAGUGAUUGCCAUUCCCAAAAGCGUCAAUCCAGCCCGAAUUGCACAGAAUAUCCAAGUGUUUGAUUUCACUCUAACUGAGGAUGAAAUAAAAAUAAUUGAAAGCUUGGACAGGAACUGGCGAUAUAUUGUUCCACUGAUCACAGUUGAUGGCAAAUCUGUACCCAGAGAUGCUGCCCAUCCACUUUACCCCUUCAAUGAUGCCUAUUAGUGAUUAGCUGGAUGACCAUAUGCCUCGUCUCUGUGCAUUGUUACCAACCUCUUGAAACGUUUACUGCGUAAUCCCAUUUAAAGAAAUUUGUAAUGGAUUGUAUUACAUUAUUUGUAUGCUUUUGUUAUUGAUGUACCAGUAUACCUACUAAUUCAUUUGAAAGCAAGGGAUGAUUCUCUAAUAUUCAGUAAAUAAUCGAUUUUGGUGAGUGAGCACAUCCAAUUCUCUGCUGUGUGGUAAUUUUACUGACAAUUAAAGACCUUUUCCUCCCUCCCCCACUACCCUCUCUUCCCCCCCCACAUACAUUUGAAACCAAAUUGAGGUGAAACUGAUUUCCAAUUACUCACACUUAACAGAGUCUUUUCCCCCUCCCCUUUUGUCCAAAUUUCACAAAGAUAAAUCUAAAUAAUUUGAGGUUUGCCCUUGUACUAAGAAAUGAUUUUCUCUGGCAGACCAUGAUACAGUUGUCCUUAGGACAUGAAUAAAGGUUCAAUGGGUCCAGAUACUUUUAUGACAUCACAAAAUUAAAUUUUAACUUCUUGCUCAGGUUCUAAUAUACAUUAUGGCCUUAACUUGCUUAACAGGAGUGCCAAACAGGCUUAUUUAAAGACUCUGACUAUUCUGAUUAGCUGUGUCUUACCACUUAAGGUGAAUUACAACAUAAGAACAAGAAUACACCAUUCAGCCCCUCAAGCCUUUUCUGCCAUUCUAUUAGAUCAUGGCUGAUCUGUACCUCAAUUUUACAACUAUAAAAUGAUCUCAACUCCAAUUGUACAACCUUGGCAGCUCAGUUGAGUGCCAAUAUUACCAGAGGUUUUCUAGACAUGUGCACAGCGGAAUUAGGGGACGGGAUUGGGAAGAUGUCACCACAUUACCAUUGAAAUGGUUGAGUGCUCUAGUUGCUGCAACAUUACAAUAAGUAAUCGCUGGAAAUCUCAAAUAAGACAGUUGUUUCUAGAUUAAAAGUAAAGCUUCUGAUAGUCAUUCUGACCAAUGUCUCUUGAUAAGUUUAAUAUUGAAUUUUGCCUGAAAUAUUCCUUUAAAAAGUGGCUAUAAAAAUAAAGUAUAUUUUCAAUGUGAUGAUUAAUGGAUGGUGGGUUAUAUCAAAAAAAUCUUGAUUAUCCUUCUGCUUUAUAUUACAAAUGUAUAAACACUAGAUGCUUGUCAAGUCUCAUGGUUGUAAAAAUGGCAUUAAUAAAUUCCAGAGCUUUAUUUGUUCUGUUCUUGGUU